Bombina bombina (fire-bellied toad) is the source of this 532-nucleotide messenger RNA. RefSeq names its product proteasome assembly chaperone 4 (gene PSMG4). Gene Ontology annotation, biological process: proteasome assembly. The record is from RefSeq and is a predicted model, not a curated record. Lineage: Eukaryota; Metazoa; Chordata; Amphibia; Anura; Bombinatoridae. The transcript is spliced from 3 exons. The coding region runs from base 113 to 472 and encodes 119 amino acids.
CCAGAUUCCCAAAACAAUCAUGGCUGCUGACAUGCUGGAAAUGAUUCGUAAACUUGUGACGUAAUGUGUUGGAGUCGGAGACUGUUAGCCUGGCUAGGUGUGUGACAAGAGUAUGGAGCUCUCGGCAGGUCGGAUCUCAGUGCAUAAUUUUAGUGAGAAGAUAUGUGAGCAACUGGUUCACUUCCACGUGAUGAGCAUGGAGCAGUGCUUUUUACUUUGGGUGGGAUUGUCACCAAAUCUGUCCAAUCUAGCCGUGGCCAUGUGCAGCAGAUUUGACCCCGUUCCUUUGUCUUCAUUGAUACUCGGAGACACAUCUGACACCACUUCAUGUUCGUUAGCACAAAGAUUAGCCAAGAAGACUACAAAACAAGUGUUCGCCAGUGUUAAUAUCCCAACACACGACAGCCAACUAAUGCUGCUUGUAGAGAAACGUAUCAAGGAGGAGAUGGAAGCGGAUCCUGAAAAGUUUUGAUGUGAAUUUUCUAAAGUCAUUGGUUUUUCUACUGUAGUAAUAAAGGCAUUUAGGAUUGUA